AUGGCUCCCCGUCCCUUCGACGACGAGGAACUGUCCAUCUCCCUCACGCCUGCCCAGAGCCGCAGGACCAAUUCCAUCAGCCGCCCGACCCCCGAGGUCAGCGUCACACACCACGGCGAUUCCGGCGGCGCCAUGAGCGCGGCUCCCUCCCUCGGCGGCCAUGGCGGCGCCCCGCACGCCGACCGCAUCAAGAGCAGCGACACCCGCCUCGACCAGUACUCGAUCGUCAAGACCCUCGGCGAGGGCUCCUUUGGCAAGGUCAAGCUCGCCAUCCACAAGUCCACCGGCCAGAAGGUCGCCCUCAAGAUCAUCUCCCGCAAGAAGCUCAUCAGCCGCGACAUGACGGGCCGGGUCGAGCGAGAGAUCGAGUUCCUCCAGCUGCUACGGCAUCCUCACAUUAUCAAGCUAUACACCGUGAUUAAGGACACAAAUGAUAUUAUUAUGGUGCUCGAGUAUGCAGGCGGAGAGCUGUUUGACUACAUUGUCCAAAAAGGAAGGAUGGACGAGGACGAGGCAAGGCGCUUCUUCCAGCAGAUGCUCUGCGCUGUCGAGUACUGCCAUCGGUACAGAGUGGUGCACCGCGACCUGAAGCCCGAGAACCUGCUGCUGGACGAGAACCUCAACGUCAAGAUCGCCGACUUCGGACUCAGUAAUAUCAUGACGGACGGCAACUUCCUCAAGACGAGUUGCGGCAGCCCCAACUACGCCGCUCCGGAGGUUAUCGGCGGCAAGCUAUAUGCCGGUCCCGAAGUUGAUGUCUGGAGUUGCGGAGUCAUCCUUUAUGUCCUCCUGGUUGGCCGACUCCCCUUCGACGACGAUCACAUCCCGAGCCUGUUUGCCAAGAUCGCGCGUGGUACCUAUGUAAUCCCGAGCUGGAUGAGCCCCGGGGCGGCGGGACUGAUCAAGAAGAUGCUGGUCGUUAAUCCCGUCCAGCGCGCGACCAUUGAGGAGAUCCGGCAGGACCCGUGGUUCAUGAAGGACCUGCCCGAGUACCUGAGGCCGCCAGAGCAGCCCUUCUUCAACACGGGUAUCGAUCCCGAAAAGUCCAUCAAGCCCAGCGACAUUGCGCCGCAUGCGCCUGUCAAGGUCCAGGAGAAGCUGCACAACGAGGUCACCGAGAAGAUCUCCAAGACGAUGGGUUACGGCAAGAAGGAUGUCCAGGAGGCGCUGGAGGCUGAAGAGCCCUCGGCCAUCAAGGACGCGUACAUGAUCGUCCGCGAGAACAAGCUGAUGCAGAUUGCCCCACAUCUUGGAAGUGGCAGUGAAAACCCGUACUUUGCGACAUCACCACCCCCGGCCGAGCCGGACAUAAGCGCCCUCGCAGCAGGCAUUGGUGCUUUGAACAACAACGCAGAGACCGGCUCCCAAGCCAGUCCACUUGCUAGCAUGUCGUCCGCGCGCUCCAUCACCUCCGCCAGCACCAACGCUUCGCCGCGCCAGUACGUCUCCAAUAUCGGUAUUCUGCCCAGCAGUCUGCCUACGUAUCACAAAGACUACAUGGAGCGUGAGCGGGCAGGUGGCGAUGAUUCGUACGACGCCCCUUCGGCACCAAAUGAGCCACCCGCACCGGCGAGGACUCAGGCGGAGCAGGAGGAGACGGCACGGCGGCUCCGACCUCACUCACGCGGCAGCCAGAUCCGCCUCGACCAGAGUAGCCGGCCGCCCCAAGGUCUCACGCCAGUGAACCCGCCCAAGAAGUCAAAGCCUGCGCGCUGGCAAUUUGGUAUCCGGUCCAGGAACGCGCCUUGGGAGGCCCUUGUGUGCAUUUACAAGUCGCUUAGCAAGCUCGGCUGCUCUUGGGUUCUUGACGAGGAGUAUGAUAAAGUCCACGGACCCGAGGAUCAAAACGAGGAGGACAAUUAUGUCGGAUCGCCACACUCACGUGGCCGUGAGAAGGCGCGGAACGACCCGACCAAGACCUACAAGCUGCCAGCCGAUCCCUGGCACAUCCAGAUCCGCUGGACCACCAAUGAACUCCGCCGGCAGGCAGGCAACAGUGGGAUCUUCAGCUCUGACGACUUCUCUGCGGAAAAGACGAAAGUACGGACGAAAAACGAUUCCGAAUACCAAGUCGUCUCGAUGCGCAUGGACAUUCAGAUCUACGAGAUGGACCACGGCGUGUAUCUGGUCGAUUUCAAAUGCGAUGGCUACGAGACCUCGGACGGGACGGUCCUCGAGGAGAAAGAAGUUACCAGCCCCUUUCCCUUCCUGGACCUUGCCGCAAAGUUGAUCAUGCAGCUCGCCGACGCCGACUGA
Messenger RNA from Thyridium curvatum, 2256 nucleotides. RefSeq lists its product as uncharacterized. Lineage: Eukaryota; Fungi; Ascomycota; Sordariomycetes; Thyridiales; Thyridiaceae. Bases 1 to 2256 code for a protein of 751 amino acids. The record is from RefSeq and is a predicted model, not a curated record. Gene Ontology annotation, cellular component: cytoplasm. Gene Ontology annotation, molecular function: ATP binding; protein serine/threonine kinase activity. Gene Ontology annotation, biological process: intracellular signal transduction; protein phosphorylation. The transcript has 5 exons.